UUGCCCUGGCAGGGGUACGGAGUCGGGGGUAGGUGGGGGUCGGCAGCUCGCCGAGAUAUAAACUGGGCAGGAUGUGGGGCAUGAACGCACGCCGUCGUACACUCCGCUCGGAACUCUCCAGCUCUCUCUUGGUUUAGUCGAUUACGAGAGAGGAGAGCAAAUGCGCGCGGGGCGACCCGAGAUUAUAGGGCACAUUGCAUCGGGGGUGGAGGACACCUGGGCCUUGCUGUGGUAGUGGGGAGGGGGGCGGAUAGCAUCAUUGUCGUGAUUCCCGGCGUGAUGAAGGUCCCGAGAGCGGCGUGCUGGCUCGUGCUGCUGCAUGGGGCACUGCUCCUCCUCGGGACGGGAUGCCGCGGAUCGGAGCCCGCGGAGACGCUCUGCGCGGGGGACGCGUGCUACGCGCUGCAGUUCGGCAAGAGAGACUUCGACGAGGCCCAGGAGUUCUGCGGGCAAGGGGGCAGCUUGACCACGGCGAGGAGCCCGGAGGAGGCCGCGAUGCUGGAGACUCUCAUCUCGAGUUUCGAGGCCAAGAGACCGACGCCUUCGCCGCAGGGAAAGAAGAUGCCCAAAACCAAGGUGUGGAUGGGACUGCGCAGGAGGAGGAGGCAGUGCGUCGCUCCCAAGAAGGCGCUGCGAGGCUUCUCGUGGGUGAGCGGUGACGACUCGGGGAGCUACUCCAACUGGGCAAAGGAGCCGGUGGAGUCAUGCACGGCAGAGCGGUGCGUGGUGCUCUCCUACCGCUUCUACGUCGUGCGCAAAACCGGCGAGGUCGACCUCAAGUGGGAGGAAGGCAACUGCAACGCGCAGACCGAGUUCAUCUGCAAGUACACGUACGCGCACAUGUGCCCGCGGCUGGCGCUGCUGGGGCCCGGCCACGCCGUCUACACGACGCCCUUCGGGGCCACCAGCUCGCAGCACUUUCUAGUGCCGGAGGGCUCCACGGCCGAGGUCUACUGCGACCACACGGACCCAGGCAGCAGCGCGACCUCGCGCUCCGUGUCCACGUGCGAGAGUCACGGAUGGUCGACGCCAAGCGUGUCGUGUCCUCCGCCGGCGGAGCCGUCCGCGGGGUGUGGAGCCAACAACGGCGGCUGCGACCACAUCUGCAGACCGGGGUCACAGGGAGAUGGCGGCGGGGGUCACCGCUGCCAGUGCAUCCCUGGCUUCAACCUCGGCCCGGACGGGCGCACCUGCGUGUCCCCGGCCGUAGCCACGGACCCGUGCCUCUCGAGCCCGUGCUCGCACGAGUGCGUGCCUGGCGGGCCCGGCGAGGGCUACGCGUGCGCGUGCCCGCCGGGGUACGAACUCGACUCGGGGUCACGCGCGUGCGUCGACGUGGACGAGUGCUCCCCGGAGCGGCCGUGGUCUCCGUGCGAGAUGCUGUGCGCCAACACGCCGGGCUCGUUCGAGUGCUCGUGCGUGGAGGGCUUCGCGGUGGACCCGGACAACGCGCGCGGCUGCGUGCUUAGGGACGCGUGCAGCCUGCGCAACUGCGAGCACGGCUGCGAGCCGGGCGACGUCGGGGGCGACGCGGAGUGCCGCUGCGACCCCGGCUACGAGCUGGGCGAGGACGGGGAGAGCUGCAGCGACGUGGACGAAUGCGAGCUCGGCCUGUGCGACCAGCUGUGCGAGAACGCGCCGGCUGGCAACUUCACCUGCGACUGCAGCCAGGGCUACUUCCUGGGCGAGGACGGCAGCAGCUGCUUCCUGGCCACGGAGAGCGCGGACUACGACCAGAUGCUCAAAGACUUGGGCAAACUCUACGAGGACCGUUCGGAGGCGGCGGUCGUCGGAGGCGCCGCGACCUCCGCGCCGGGGUCGCUUCCAACGACGUGGGGCGACGAGCGACCGCGCUCCGUCGCGAGCCAGGACACCGCCUCCUCGGUGCCGCCGCCAACAACUUCCCGCUCGCGUCUGGACGUCCUGGGGCAGAGAGAAGAGGGCGACGCGUCGAGCGGGCACGGCGUCGCGGACAGCACGUGGCUGACCGUGGCGACAGUGGUGGCGGUCGUGGUCAUCCUGCUGGCGGUGAUCAUCUCGAUUUUGGCCGCGUGCCGCCGCCGCUACCACCGCCGCCGCCGCCAACGCGAGCGGGUGCAGAGCAAGCAGUCGUUGGACGAGCUCUGGAUGGCGGUGCCUAAUCCCGCACAGUCGAAGCCAGCGCCAGUCGCGUCGGCGUCGGCGGGGGCAGUGAGCAGCCCGACGCGCGUCAGAGACUCCGAGAACGGGGCGCGGGCUCCGAGCCAGGCUGACGAUCAGAGCCGGGGCCGCGAGCUGGCUGGGCAGCGAGAGCUUUCAGACCGCUCGCUCGUCGAGGUCAAUGGGGGCGGCCACGUCGGCCACGUCACUAACGCCCUCUCCGAAAUCUUGAACGAGGACGGCGGAGGCGAAGUUGUUGUCGUCGAUUAGAGGUUUACAACCUCGGCGGUAAACGCACGCGUCCGUGUCCUCCGUAACGAAACGAAAAGAGCACGUUUUAUUUGCAGGCAGCAGAUGUGGGUCAAAUAUACAAGGGCUUAAUUCAGCCGGAGCUGUCCAAGGUUGAGCUCCGGAAAAUACAACCCUACCCACUCCUGCCCUCCUCUCGGGGGGUGGGGUGGGGGGCAGGGGGGGGGGGGUGCUGGAAACAUGUUCAGUGACAAAUUAAGCCCUGGUCACACAAAUGUGUGUGUUUGUGUACGCUCGCACAGGACAACACUUGUCGAAUUCAGUGUGUGUACAAAGAACAAGAGUAUGUGUGUUUGCGCGCGUUACCUCGCGGUUUGAAUGUAAAGCAGAUGGCGCUGUGAAACACGUGCGCGUCGCACGUUCUACAAUAAACACACGCAAGCCCCGUGUCUCAGCGCUGAUAA
This is a messenger RNA of Petromyzon marinus (sea lamprey), 2852 nucleotides long. RefSeq names its product thrombomodulin. Lineage: Eukaryota; Metazoa; Chordata; Hyperoartia; Petromyzontiformes; Petromyzontidae. Gene Ontology annotation, molecular function: calcium ion binding. The record is from RefSeq and is a predicted model, not a curated record.